CAAUUGCAACAUUAGAUUUCGCAUCUCUGUAUCCAUCAAUUAUGAUGGCAUAUAAUCUAUGUUACUGCACCCUGGUGAUUCUUCUAACUUUUUUUUUUUUUUUUUUUUUUUUUUUGUAAUUUAUGAAGGUAACACCUGAAGAUGCUCGCAAACUGAACCUUCCACCAGAGUGUGUCAACAAAACUCCAUCUGGUGAAACAUUUGUUAAAUCAAAUCUCCAAAAGGGUAUACUUCCUGAAAUUCUUGAAGAGCUAAUAGCGGCUCGUAAACGAGCAAAGGCAGACCUGAAGGCAAGCACCCUAAUUGCUUUGUUACCUUCAGAGUUUCCUGAUAAUAGAUUAUAUUGUUACGUACAGGAAGCAAAGGAUCCACUUGAAAAGGCCGUUUUAGAUGGUCGGCAACUAGCUCUAAAGAUAAGUGCAAAUUCUGUAUAUGGAUUUACAGGAGCGACUGUUGGUCAGUUACCUUGUAUAGAGAUAUCUUCAAGCGUUACAAGCUAUGGUCGACAAAUGAUUGAGCACACAAAAAAACUUGUCGAAGAUAAAUUUACAACAGUAGGAGGGUAUGAACACACUGCUGAGGUCAUUUAUGGGGAUACAGAUUCUGUUAUGGUACAAUUUGGUGUGUCUAAUGUGGAGACAGCAAUGAACUUGGGAAGAGAAGCUGCUGAAUACAUCAGUGGAACUUUCACAAAACCCAUCAAGCUGGAGUUUGAGAAGGUCUAUUAUCCAUAUCUGCUUAUUAGCAAGAAAAGAUAUGCUGGUUUACUGUGGACAAAUUCCCAGAAGUUUGACAAAAUGGAUACUAAAGGAAUUGAAACAGUUCGAAGAGACAAUUGUUUAUUGGUCAAAAACCUUGUAAAUGAUUGUCUUCAUAAGAUAUUGAUCAACAGAGACAUACCUGGUGCAGUUCAAUAUGUCAAAAAUACAAUUUCAGAUCUUCUCAUGAAUCGAAUGGAUUUGUCACUUUUGGUUAUUACAAAGGGACUGACCAAAACUGGGGAUGAUUAUGAAGUCAAAGCAGCUCACGUCGAACUUGCUGAACGCAUGCGCAAGCGGGAUGCUGCCACUGCUCCAAAUGUUGGGGAUCGGGUGCCUUAUGUUAUUGUAAAAGCUGCAAAAGGUGCUAAGGCUUAUGAGAAGUCUGAGGAUCCCAUCUAUGUGCUAGAAAAUAACAUACCAAUAGACCCAAACUAUUAUCUUGAAAAUCAAAUUAGCAAGCCACUGUUAAGAAUUUUUGAGCCGAUUUUGAAGAAUGCCGAAAAGGAACUUCUUAAAGGAAGUCACACAAGAUCUAUUUCCAUCUCAACACCUUCAAACAGUGGCAUUAUGAAAUUUGCAAAGAAACAGCUUAGUUGUAUUGGUUGCAAAGCACUACUUAGCGAUGCAGAUAAAACUCUCUGUUCUCACUGCAAGGGAAGAGAAGCAGAACUGUACUGCAAAACAGUUUCUCAAGUUUCAGAUCUUGAGGAGCUCUUUGGGAGGCUGUGGACGCAAUGCCAAGAGUGCCAAGGUUCUCUUCACCAGGAUGUGCUCUGUACUAGUCGGGAUUGUCCAAUAUUUUAUCGAAGGAAAAAAGCACAGAAAGACAUGGCCGAAGCCAAGAGACAAUUAGGCAGGUGGAACUUCUAAGUGCAGUCCAAGGUUUUUUUCGUUGCCUCUGAGGAACACAUGUUGAUCUUCCCAUUAUUAUUACAUGGAUAGGAAGAAUAUCUCUAAUAAAGUAUAACAAAAAUUUGAUGCGAGUUGGAUUUAUACAAAGCCUUGAAACCAAUAUUUAUGGAGAUUCUUGGUGGAAAUCUCAAUCUGUUCUUUUUAACUUGUACUCAGACCCUGGAGAGAUGCAGGACAGCCCUUAGAAUUUCCAGUUUUGACUGCAAUUUUUGGUGAAGGUACUGAUUUAGCAGGUAGCUGGAUAAUGGAAAAGUUGUGACAAGUUUUAUGUGCUAAAGGGUUAGAACACUGAUUGUUUUUGCGAUUUGAUUAUGAUAUUUGUGUUACUCCUCUAUUUGUUUAUAGCCUAACAGAUGGCGUCCUGAAGAUGACAUCCGUGUCAAGUGUUCUAGGUAUCCGUAUGCUGGUGAACGUUGAUUAGCGUGUAAUUAUCUUUCUAAUAUAUAUACAAGAGUCUG
Messenger RNA from Rubroshorea leprosula, 2131 nucleotides. The record is from the annotation of a GenBank genome assembly. Lineage: Eukaryota; Viridiplantae; Streptophyta; Magnoliopsida; Malvales; Dipterocarpaceae.